AUGGAAGCCCCGCCUCUGAUUAUUUCAGCACCAUCUCCCUUCUACUCUCGGCCUGUGUGGUACAAAGCUGGGUCUGCGCUCUGCCUCAACCCGACGGCGGACACAUGCGGACAUGGCCAUGGUGGAGGCGGCGGACAUGGCCAUGGCGGUGGUGGAGGACAUGGACAUGGGGGUGGUGGAGGUCAUGGGGGUGGCUAUGGAUAUGGUCACGGAGGAGGCCAUAGUCAAGGAGGUGGUUAUGGAUAUGGCCACAAUGAUGGAUAUGGGUAUGGCCAUGACAGCGGGUAUGGCCACAGCGGAGGGCAUGGCCAUGACAGCGGGUAUGGCCACAGCGGAGGGCAUGGCCAUGACAGCAUGGCCACAGCGGGUCACGGGCACGGCCAUGGUGGGGGUUUCGGUGGUUCCGGAGGAUUUGGUAAUGGCUUCGGCUUCAGCGGAGGCUUCGGCAACGGCUUCGCAACGAGCGGAGGAGGCGGCUUCGGUUUCGGCGGAGGGGAGCGGCCGGCGGCUUCGGAUUCGGAGGAGGGGGAUUUGGCAACGGAACGGAGGCUUUGGCUUGGCUGA
Messenger RNA from Penaeus vannamei (Pacific white shrimp), 564 nucleotides. The record is from RefSeq and is a predicted model, not a curated record. NCBI's taxonomy places the organism in Eukaryota, Metazoa, Arthropoda, Malacostraca, Decapoda, Penaeidae.